GGCUUUGCUGCUGCUGUUAACGUUGACAACCGUGUCCUUCUCUUGUAGAUAAAUUCAACACGUAUGUGACCCUAAAAGUGCAGAAUGUCAAGAGUACGACGGUGACGGUGAGAGGGGACCAGCCAUGCUGGGAGCAGGACUUCAUGUUCGAGAUCAGUCGCCUGGAUCUGGGGCUGAUAGUGGAGAUGUGGAACAAAGGCCUUAUCUGGGACACCAUGGUGGGAACGUUGUGGAUCCCUCUGCGGACCAUCCGCCAGUCAGAUGAGGAGGGGCCCGGGGAGUGGUCAGCACUGGAGGCUGAGGUGUUAAUGAAGGACGAUGAGAUCUGCGGAACCAGGAACCCCACUCUCCAUAUGAUCUUGCUGGACACAAGAUUCGAGCUGCCUUUUGAUAUCCCCGAGGAAGAAGCCAGGUAUUGGACCAAGAAGCUAGAGCAGAUGAACAGCCUGGAAGAGGCCGGAGAG
Staurois parvus is the source of this 464-nucleotide messenger RNA. Lineage: Eukaryota; Metazoa; Chordata; Amphibia; Anura; Ranidae. The record is from the annotation of a GenBank genome assembly.